GUCUAGGGUUUAUAUUGUUUUCCGCAAAUGCAGAGAGUUUAGAAUCGGUUGCCGCCGAUUUCCGAAUCUCCCUCCAUUACUCCGACUGCCGCCGUCUUACUCCCAAUCUCUGCUCUCAGCUUAUCUCCAGUCCCUCCAUCAACAACCCGCGACCGCCCUGGUUUUCAACAUGGCAAGUCGACCGGAGAAUCUCGCCCCGCCUGAAAUAUUCUACAAUGACGCCGAAGCUCGUAAAUAUACCUCCUCGUCGCGUAUCAUCAACAUCCAGUCGAAGCUGUCAGAGAGAGCGCUGGAGCUUCUAGCUUUGCCUGAUGAUGAUGUUCCCAGAUUGCUUCUCGAUAUUGGUUGUGGUUCAGGGCUUAGUGGGGAGACGUUAACUGAGAACGGCCAUCAAUGGAUUGGUCUGGACAUUUCGCCAUCUAUGCUUGACAUUGCAGUGGAGCGAGAGGUUGAAGGAGAUCUUAUGCUGCACGACAUGGGUCAGGGCUUGCCAUUUAGGCCUGGAACUAUUGAUGGUGCCAUAAGUAUCUCAGCUGUUCAGUGGUUAUGCAAUGCUGACAAGUCAUCUCAUGAGCCGAGGAAACGGCUGAAGGCUUUCUUUGGAUCAUUGUAUAGAUGCUUAGCAAGGGGAGCGAAAGCCGCAUUUCAAAUGUACCCUGAGAACAUGAACCAGCGUGAGCUGAUACUGAAGGCGGCUAUGCAAGCUGGAUUUGCCGGUGGAGUAGUUGUUGACUACCCACAUAGUACCAAAAGUAGAAAAGAAUUUUUGGUCCUAACUUGUGGGCCGCCAUCAGUUAACACAGCUGUUCCCAAAGCGAAAGGGGAAGAGGGAGAGAGCUGCUCGGAAGAUGAAAGUGGCGACGGUGACGAUGAAGAGCACCAAACAGUGAGUAUCUCGGACAGGCACAGACCGAAGAAGAGGCAGAAAACUGGUAAGAAGGGGAAAGGAAGGCAAUGGAUAUUGAAGAAAAAGGAACAAAUGAGAGGCAAAGGACAUAAUGUGCCACCUGAUACAAGAUACACCGGCAGGAAACGGAAGGCAAAGUUUUGAUCUUUCUUAUCCUUCUGCUGCUUCAUCUUGCUAUUUUGUGGCUGUGUUAUGUUGAAGACCCAAGAUGGUGAGUUUUGAAGAUGCGACGAUACCAUUUUUGUUUCUUAAUUAGAAACUUAGGAAGCAAUGUAUUCAUUCGACAAGACCUUUGCAACGUGAAGUUAUGCCUUGAUAUAUUUAUUUCCUUGGGAUUCUUUGGAAGCUCUAUUCAUCUUUGGCUUGCUUCAAUUGCAUCCUAUUCUCUGUUAUCUGCAGUCUUCUGUGUGAACAGAAACAGGACCCUAACUCCCAAGGCACUAAUAAUGACACAGAAGUAUUGAAGGAGGGCUGAUGAAUCAAAUUUGGGCCACUGCAGUUUGGGCCUUGAACUGUCGAUGCUGACCAAUUCAGCUAAAGUUCGGCUCUUCAACGACUCUGUUUAGAACCACUAAUCACUUUCUGUAAUUAAUACCUUAUGAUUAC
This is a messenger RNA of Linum trigynum, 1513 nucleotides long. The record is from the annotation of a GenBank genome assembly. NCBI's taxonomy places the organism in Eukaryota, Viridiplantae, Streptophyta, Magnoliopsida, Malpighiales, Linaceae.